AAGUGUAGCGUUGCCAUGGCGAGAGCCGGGCGCGGGGCCCGCCCCCGCGGCGCCCAGAGGAGCGCGGGGCCGCGGGAGCGGUGGACCGGCGCGGGUUCCCGGCGCUGCGGCGCGGUGCACGCGGCGGAAGGCGAGUGGAGGCCGCCAGCAGCCUGCAGCCUGAUCUACUGCUCUUCGGAAGGAGGCCCCCCAGGGACACAGCCGCCAGGCCUGCCAGGCCUUUGGUACCCUCGCUGCUUUGACAGACUCACUCCUGGGCGCUAGGGGCCAAGACCGCAGGACUCCAAGGGCACAGCCUGCCCUGACCUCUCUGUGGCUGUGGGUCCGGCCCUCUGGCCCAGCUCCCUGUUAGCCCUUAUGUCCUGACCCUGGAAGACAGAUAGGAGCACGGAGGGAAGGCCAGGCCAUGGCUGUCCCCAGGCCCUACCCAGGAUCCUGAGACCCGGAAGGGGAGGGGGCUUCUCGAACGCCGGAGCACUCCCGGGACCUCUGCCCGUUGCCCUGCCUUCCCUUGGCCCUCAUCGAAGUGGCAGGACACAGCGACUCUGUUACCUGGGUAAUUAGCUUCAGACCCAGGACUGAGGCUGCCCAGGUCCUGGGCUGCUUCCCACAGGCCGUGCACCCUGACCCCAAAAGCGAGGUGAGGCCGUGCCCGCUGAGCAGCUGAGGUGUCACCCUUGGGCACCUCCCACACUGCCCUUUCUGCCUGGGGUCCAUGUCCCUCAGGACCGCCUGGGCCUGGUCACAGCGUGGGGCCUUGUGACCCAGCCUUGCCAGGGGCAGAGGGCGCCGCCAAGCCUUAGGGAGGGGAUGCCCCCAAGGGUGCUGGUCCGGCCCACCGCCCCACUCCUCAGGCCCAGUCUGGCCCCGGUGCUCCCCAAUCUGGUGCCCCGAGCUGCCCCCCUGGCAGGUCGCCCCCGCCAUGGCCGAGCACCUGGAGCUGCUGGCAGAGAUGCCCGUGGUGGGCAGGAUGAACGCGCAGGAGCGGCUGAAGCACGCCCAGAAGCGCCGGGCCCAGCAGGUGAAGGCGUGGGCCCAGGCAGAGAAGGAGGCCCAGGGCAAGAAGAGCCAUCGGGAGCGGCCGCGCACGGAGGCGGCUGGGGCCGGGCCGCAGAAGCGGGUCCUCUUCCCUCCUAGCGUCGCCCUUCUGGAGGCUGCUGCCCGCAAUGACCUGGACGAAGUCCGCCAGCUCCUUGAGAGUGGGGUCAGCCCUGAUCUGGCCAACGAGGAUGGCCUGACGGCCCUGCACCAGAGCUGCAUUGAUGACUUCCGAGAGAUGGUGCAGCAGCUCCUGGAGGCGGGGGCCAAGGUCAAUGCCCGCGAUAGUGAAAGCUGGACUCCCCUGCACGCCGCGGCCACCUGCGGCCACCUGCAACUGGUAGAGCUGCUCGUCGCCCGGGGUGCCGACCUCCUGGCCGUCAACACCGAUGGGAACAUGCCUUAUGACCUCUGUGAGGACGAGCGGACGCUGGACUGCCUUGAGACGGCCAUGGCCAACCGUGGCAUCACCCAGGACAGCAUCGAGGGGGCCCGGGCCCUGCCCGAGCUGUGCAUGCUGGAGGACAUCCGCUGCCUGCUGCAGGCGGGAGCCGACAUCGAUGACCCCCAGGACCAUGGGGCCACGCUGCUCCACAUCGCGGCCGCCAACGGGUUCGGCGAGGCAGCCGUCCUGCUGCUGGAGCACCGGGCCAGUCUGAGCGCCAAGGACCAGGACGGCUGGGAGCCGCUGCAUGCCGCAGCCUACUGGGGCCAGGUGCACCUGGUGGAGCUGCUGGUGGCGCAUGGGGCCGAUCUGAAUGGGAAGUCUCUGACGGACGAGACGCCCCUUGACGUGUGCGGGGACGAGGCGGUGCGGACCAGGCUGCUGGAGCUGAAGCACAAGCAGGACGCACUGCUGCGCGCCCAGGGCCGCCAGCACUCUCUGCUGCGGCGUCGCACCUCCAGCGCCGGCAGCCGGGGGAAGGUGGUGAGGAGGGUGAGCCUGACCCAGCGGACCAGCCUGUACCGCAGGGAGCAUGCCCAGGAGGCCAUCGUGUGGCAACAGCCACCGCCCACCAGCCCGGAGCCGCGCGAGGAGGACGACGGCCGGACGGACGCGGAGCUGUGCUCCCGACCUAGUGAGCAGGACGAUGAUCCUGAGUCGGUGAGGCCGCACAACGGCCGAGUUGGAGGCACCCCUGGGCGGCACCUGUAUUCCAAGCGGUUGGACCGGAGCGUCUCCUACCAGCUGAGCGCCCUGGAUAGCUGUGCCCCCGAUGCCCCGGGCCGGGUCAAGGCCCAGCACACGCUCGCAGAGCUGAAGCGCCAGCGAGCCGCCGCUAAGCUGCAGCGUCCCCCGCCCGAGGGGCCCGAGGGGCCUGAGCCCAGCCUGCCGGCCACCGCUGCUGCAAGCCCCCAGCCGGAACACAGACCCGGGGCCGGUGGAGACCCACCCCUGCUGAAGCUCACCGCGCCCUCGGAGGAGGCCCCCGCGGAGAGGAGGCCCUGCUGCCUGCUCAUGUGAGGGGCUGGCUCCCGGAGUGCCCCGGAGGCUGCCGCGGGGCCCCUGCUCUGGGGGCCCUGGUGUACGCCCUGCUGCUGCUGCUGCUGCUGGGAGAGAACCGGCGGGGGACCUCCCUCAGCUCCCCUGCCGGGGAUGCCAGCAUCCUCGCUCAGGGAUGAGCUUCUGGCAGAAGCCCUCCUGGGGGGCCGUCUGGCUGCAGAGACCUAGUUCCAUCGUGUGCCUCUUGAUAAAGGGCUGUUCUGCCA
Molecule: messenger RNA, 2748 nt
Organism: Mustela lutreola (European mink)
Lineage: Eukaryota; Metazoa; Chordata; Mammalia; Carnivora; Mustelidae
Gene: PPP1R16A
Product: protein phosphatase 1 regulatory subunit 16A
Exons: 11
Coding region: 923-2503 (526 amino acids)
Cellular component (GO): cytoplasm
Molecular function (GO): protein binding; phosphatase regulator activity; enzyme inhibitor activity
Source: RefSeq, a predicted model, not a curated record